GAACCUGGUAUUUUCGCUGAAUGUCGAUGUCAAUGAGACCCCCCAGACCAUGGAAGAGAGGAGGAAGGAAGCCAUGGGCCAUUGCCUUGCACCCCCUUGCCGCGCGCCCGGAGCACUCACGGUUCACCUCACCACCCUCACCCUCGGGGUGCAGUACUAGCAGGGGUCAUGCUCACCUCACCUCCUCUUCUUUUCCUAUCCCUCCUGUCGUCGUCUGCUCUUUUCCUUCUCUUUCCUCUUUCCCUCCUUACCCUCAACCCAAGUCCCAGUCACUUUACCCCGUGCCGUUGUGCGUCUCAUCAUCUGGCUUCAGCCUGACACUCUUUUAAAUAUAGUCAUUCAUUAACCCGUCGCAAAGACACCUCACUCUCCCUUUUUCCAAAACCAACCUUCUCACUUUCUACCUUCCAGUCGCUCGUUCCUGGACUUUUUCCGUCUUCUUAUUUUAGACCUAACUUCUAAUCAACACCUCUCCAACACUCAAACGACCUCGUCGACUCAAUCCAUCACAAUGCAGUUCAAGAUCUCCGCCGCUGCCUUCCUGGCCUUCGCUGCCUCCGCCCUGGCCCAGAAUGCCAACUUCGACCCCGUCACGAAGCCCACUCCCAACGAGAAGAUUAACGCUGGCACCUCCUACACCAUCGAGUGGACUGCCCCCGAUGCCUUCAAGGACGUCACCGUCUCCAUCAGCCUGAUCGGUGGUGCCACCCAGAACACCCAGAUUCCUCUUCAGGACAUCGCCUCCGGCAUCCCCAACUCUGCUGGAAAGUACACCUGGACCAUCCCCAGCACUCUCGGCAAGGACGCCUUCUACGGCCUGGUCGUCAAGUCUGAGUCCAACCCCACCGUCGACUUCCAGUACUCCAACCCCUUCCACAUCAUUGCUGGCGAGGGCUCUGCCUCCGGCACCACCACCAUUGUCUCCUCCUCGCCCACUGCUACCGUCACCCUGUCCGCUGCCAGCGUUUCGGUCACUCCUACCGCCUCCGCUUCUGCCUCGGCUUCCGCCUCUGUCACCAAGUCUGAGAGCGUCAUUGUUAACUCCACCGCCGCUCUUUCCACCACCGCUGUCCCGACCCCCGCUACCCUGAGCGCUCCUGCCUCCACUAUCACCAGCGUCACCCGCCCUGCUACUAACAGCACUGGCACCGCUACCCGCUCUGCUAUCGCCACCGUCACUGGUGUUGCUGCUGGUGCCCAGGCUACUGCUGGUGUCUUCGCUGUCCUCGGUGGUCUCGCCGUUGCUGCCCUUCUCUAAGCAACGUCCGUUGCAGCAUUUACUCGGAUUCACUACAUCUGUUAAAACUGCAUUGGGCUUGGUUUUGGGUUUCAACGUGCAUAUUUGGUCAUGAAUGGAUAAAAAGACGGGUGACACGGCUUCGAGGCUAAUGGACUCGGAUAUUCCGUCUCACUACUGCCUCGAGGAAAUGGGUUCCCCCGCACAUGGCGUUUUCCUGUGUUUUCGAUACCAGUGUCCCCGUGGACGUGGGUGAUCACGAGGGACGGGUUGAUACCUUUCUAGUUGAUAAUAUGAGAGAGAACGAUUCAGUCUGUUUCUAAAGAAAAAAAGAAAACAACUUUUUACAAUG
Colletotrichum scovillei is the source of this 1589-nucleotide messenger RNA. RefSeq lists its product as uncharacterized. The record is from RefSeq and is a predicted model, not a curated record. Bases 512 to 1258 code for a protein of 248 amino acids. NCBI's taxonomy places the organism in Eukaryota, Fungi, Ascomycota, Sordariomycetes, Glomerellales, Glomerellaceae. The transcript is spliced from 2 exons.